Anopheles coustani is the source of this 4319-nucleotide messenger RNA. Its product is annotated as dual specificity calcium/calmodulin-dependent 3',5'-cyclic nucleotide phosphodiesterase 1-like. Lineage: Eukaryota; Metazoa; Arthropoda; Insecta; Diptera; Culicidae. The transcript is spliced from 8 exons. The coding region runs from base 1 to 3246 and encodes 1081 amino acids. Gene Ontology annotation, molecular function: 3',5'-cyclic-AMP phosphodiesterase activity. Gene Ontology annotation, biological process: signal transduction. The record is from RefSeq and is a predicted model, not a curated record.
AUGGCAAACCAAGCCAAUCAAUCAUUGAAAAGUAAUAAUCCUUCGUCAGUGCCACCACCGUCGGCUCCAUCCGCGUUGCUGCGCGGUGAUGGUGUGCGUGCUGCCAUCGCCGUAUCGCCGGCCAGCACCAUUCGGACGUCACUGAUCGACCGCCCGGUUGCGCCGUCGCGCCCCAUUUCCCUCCCGAUGCCCACCGUCGCCCCGCAUUCGCCGGCCGUCGCGAUGCCUUCGCGAACUUCUCGCAGCGCCACGCGGUCGAGCGUGGCGUCGAACCCGUUCGUGUCGCAGUCCGCCGGCAUGCGGGUGUUCAAGAAGUGCAAAAGUGCCACCUUCCAGAUCGAUGGACACACCUACACCAUAGUUGCGAGCUCGCCAGAGAAUAAAUUUACCAAAGAUGAUAUAACCCUUGCCGGAGCUGGUCCAGGGCGCGAACCGUUGCCCUGCUGCGAUCCGGCCACGUGCCCCGGUCCAACCACCAGCUACGGAUCCUGCGGGCCAGCAGCAACCACGCAGGUUCCACCGGCCUCGGCCGUGCCCACAGUCAACCCGGCCACGGGCUCGCAGCAGCAGCAGCACCACCACCAACAGCAACAGCAACCACAGUCCGCUGGCAGCAGCAGUUGCCAUCCGUAUCAUCAACACUUUCAUCAUCACCAUCACCAUCACCAUUGCCAUCAGCCGGUGCGGGCGGAUUGUCUCUCCCGGAACGGCCACAUAGCAAAGCAAGGAAGUCUGACGAUCGUGCGGCGAACGAAUAGCCGGAAAAAUACCAACAUCCAGCAGCAGCUUCAGUACCAGGAAGCGCUGGACGAGUCCGACUACCAGCAGCCGGCAUUCGGGAGCGACUCUGGUGCCGAAGGUAGCGCAGGGGGAGGGGCUGGCGGAGGCGGCGGCGGCUUCGGCGGGGCGGCAGGCGACAGUGGUGGUGGUGGGCCGGAGGGCGAGUUUGGUCAGCAGCAUCCGCCACUGUCCGAGUCGGAGCUCGCCUUCGUCAACAGCCAGCUAAGCCGGGAGCUCGAGAGCAUGCAACCGACGGCCGGGGCCGCGAUCGUCGCCGCGAAUCGCACCGACUCGACGACCGGGGAUGAGCUGGACACCGUCGACCUAGCGACCGACAACUUGCCGGCUGUCGAUACACCAGAUGCAUGUGAUAAGGCCGCAGUCAGACUACGAUGUCUGCUGCGGCAGCUGCAGCGAGGCGAAAUUUCCGCCGAGCUGCUGCAGAAAAACCUUCAUUACGCCGCGCGCGUACUUGAAGCCGUUUUUAUCGACGAGACAAAUCAAGACGGAGGCGCUGGAGGUGGAGGAGGCAACGCCGGUGGCGGAGGUCAUAGAGCAAACGCUGGUAGUGGUAGUGACGGUGGUGGUGGAGGUGGUAGCGACGGCGGGGGCUCCAGCAGUACAGCAGCGCACGGAAGCAGCAAUGCCGCCGGCAAGGAGACGCACCGGGGCGCAACGACGUCGGCGCCGCCGACGCACGGGGGGCCGACGGGGCCACCGGCCAGCAAGAGCGUCAUACAGAGGCGACGCUUACGGGCUCCGGUUUGGGCUCGGUCCAUGCGCCUCGCGGACGAAGAUGACGAGCUGUCCGAGGUACAACCGGAUGCGGUUCCGCCCGAGGUCCGGGAGUGGCUGGCGUCCACCUUCACCCGCCAGCUGGCGACGACGCGGAAGAAAUCGGACGAGAAGCCCAAGUUCCGCUCGGUGGCGCACGCCAUCCGGGCCGGCAUCUUCGUCGAUCGGAUCUACCGGCGCGUGUCCAGCACGGCCCUGAUGCAGUUUCCACCCGAAGUCGUCCGUGUCCUUAAGACACUCGACGAUUGGUCAUUCGAUGUGUUCGCCCUGGCCGAGGCGGGCAACUGCAUGCCGGUGAAGUACCUCGGCUACGACCUGCUGAACCGGUACGGCAUGAUACACAAGUUCAAGGUACCGCCGGCCACGCUCGAGACGUUCCUGACGCGCAUCGAGGAGGGCUACUGCCGGUUCCGCAACCCGUACCACAACAACCUGCACGCCGCGGACGUCGCACAAACCGUACACCACGUCCUCUGCCAGACAGGACUGAUGCACUGGCUGACCGAUCUGGAGAUCUUCGCCACGCUGCUGGCCGCCCUGAUCCACGACUACGAGCACACGGGGACGACCAACAACUUCCACGUGAUGUCCGGCUCGGACACGGCGAUGCUGUACAACGACCGGGCGGUGCUGGAGAACCACCACAUCAGUGCGGCGUUCCGCGUGCUCAAGGAGGACGACUGCAACGUGCUGCAGAACCUGUCCCGGGACGAGUUCCGCGAGCUGCGCACGCUCAUCAUCGACAUGGUGCUCGCGACCGACAUGUCGUUCCACUUCCAGCAGCUGAAGAACAUGCGCAACCUGCUGACGCUCGCCGAGCCGCAGGUGGACAAGUCGAAGGCGCUCUCGCUGGUGCUGCACUGUUGUGAUAUCUCGCACCCGGCCAAGCGCUGGGACAUCCAUCACAAGUGGACGAUGCUGCUGCUGGAGGAGUUCUUCCGCCAGGGCGACCUGGAGCGCGAGCUCGGCCUGCCGUUCAGUCCGCUGUGCGAUCGCAACAACACGCUCGUCGCCGAGUCGCAGAUCGGCUUCAUCGAGUUCAUCGUCGAACCGAGCAUGACCGUCUGCGCCGACAUGCUCGAGAUCGUGCUGGCCCCGAUCGCUCCCAUCGCUUGCAACGCGUCCAGUGGCGCGCCGGCCCCGACCAGCACCGCGCCCAACAAUAACAGUAGUAGUAGUAAUAGCAACAACAACAAUAAUAAUAAUAAUAAUAGUAACAAUAAUAUUAACUGUAAUACCAACGUCAACAAUAAUAGCAGUAGCAUUAAAAGUACUACCAAUAAUACUCUUAGCGUACCGAGCAACAAUACGAACAACAAUGAAGCAAUAAGUAGUGGCAGUGGGAGCGAGGAGAAGGGCGGCCCCGGGGAUGGCCCCGAACCGGCGGCACCGGGUAGUGCGGGGUCGGCCAAGAACGGUGGCGAUCCGAACGAGAAGCCGAACCGCUUUAAAAUACGCAAACCCUGGAUCACUUGUUUGGCGGAGAAUAAGAAAAUCUGGAAGGAACAAGCCGUACGAGAUGCUGAAGCGAGGGCAGCAGCGGCAGCAGCAGAGGCAGAAGCAGCGGCGGCGGCGGCGGCAGCCCUGGAAGCAGCCGAAUCUUCCGAAGGCCAGCCAGCAGCCGACGAUGGGACCGACGAAGGGAAGGGCGAAGAGACGGAAACUAACUAAAACUGCAACUUAACUGAACGCACCCCGGCUGGCCGAACGGACGCAAGGAACUAGGAGCGCACUGGUGCGUUGUUCGUGUUUCUACGUUGCUGCGUGAGCUACGAAACUAGAGAGAGACAGAAGGAGGAGGCACACAAGAAAUUAACCCAGCACCAAACACCACAAACAGUAAGGAAAAAAGAACGCGAGAAAGUGAAUAGUAGAAAAGGCAACAAAAAAACAACAAAAUGAUAGUGAAAUUGAAUAAACUUUAUUAACGGAGACAAAAGAAGAAAAAGAAACAUUGGGAAUUGAGAAGAGAGAGUAACUAAUAAACAUCCUACUGCUGAUGACAAACGGAACGAUAGUACAUAGGAAAAGAAAAAUUAUUCAAAAACAUUGGAAAUAUUUAACGGAAGCGGCAAAGCGACAAACAAAGCAGAAAAUAUAAAAAUGUGAAUGUUAUUUAGCGAAUCAUCUUUAACGGAAGCAAAAACCAAACAAACAAAGACAUUGAACCAUUCAUUGAACAAAGCAACACAAGCAGAAAACAGAAAGAAACGGCAAUUCGGCGGAAAAUCUGUAAAAGCUGACAACGGUUUGCGGGAGUAGAGGGAAGGCGCGUACGCGAGCAGAGAAAUGAAAAUAUUUACAACAGAUUGCUCUAUUUCUACAACCGCGAGGUUCACGCAAAAGAUGCUUAAAGAUUGUUGAAACCAAUUGAAGAAAAUAACAAAACAAAACAACCGCACGCACUCUUAUCGCACCCACGUAAUCCCGGCGUAUAGGAAUAGAAGACAAAUGGUAACAAAAGAAAACCACUCGAAAAAUAAUCCUCUUUCUAAAAAGUACUAGAACUAGUAGCGAGUGAUAAAGCCGGGCGAGCGCCAUUGUGCAAUCGCGGUGAAAAUACGAUAGAAUAGAGAAAGACUUACAAUAUACCAAGCCCUUGCAAAUCACGUGUAGAAAAACAGAACUCAAAACAACAAACAAGGAAUUAAUGGAUUUAUUUAAGAAAAUACCUGAACGUUCUUUACGUGCAAAAUAAACCACUAAUACACUACUCUGUUGCCUGCUUAACACACAGCCUAACU